Molecule: messenger RNA, 1731 nt
Organism: Cadophora gregata
Lineage: Eukaryota; Fungi; Ascomycota; Leotiomycetes; Helotiales; Ploettnerulaceae
Exons: 3
Coding region: 1-1731 (576 amino acids)
Source: RefSeq, a predicted model, not a curated record
AUGAAGGGGUCGCUUUUCCUGGCAUUUCUUUGUGCCCAUCUCGUGCAUGCUGCCGGGAAUGCAUCACUGACGCCACUGAGCAUUCCCCCAAGUCUUUACUGGGACGGCGACGAUGGUUGGUGGUCGACUUUUCAGAUACAAGUCGGAACGCCAGGGCAAACUGUAAGGCUAUUGCCAGGAACAUCGGCCAGUGCUGGCUCAACUACCUGGGUCGUCAUUUCUGAAGGCUGCGUGGAUGUUAAUCCGACUCUUGCGAACUGCCCGGAUGAACGAGGAUAUAUUUUUCAGAGCAACCUCUCAACAACAUGGUCCACGCAAGGCCUUCAAAAUGGUAUUGAUGGCGCCAUCUAUUCCCUGAAUACUUAUGAAGAAAGCUUUCUCGGUCGCAUUGGUAAUGGAUCAUACGGCUAUGAUACCAUCAAUCUAGGAAUCCCGGGCGCUGGCCUGCCGACUCUCCAGAAACAAGUCGUCGCGGGAAUUUGGACUAAUGAUUUCUACCUCGGAAACCUAGGCCUCAGUCCAGUCCCUUUCAAUUUCACAAACCUGAACGAUCCCCAGCCGAGUAUGCUCAGCACUCUGUACAAUGAGUCUUUGAUUCCAAGUCGCAGCUGGGCAUAUACCGCCGGAGCACAUUACAAGGACCCGCCAGUAUUUGGAAGCUUGACAUUAGGAGGAUACGACACCACGCGCUUCCAAUCUAACAAUCUCCACUUUGCGUUCGGUGCCGAUUUCUCAAGAGAUCUGUUGGUUAGCUUACGUUCUGUGACAUACGACACCGCCGGUAGCUCGCCACUACUUGCGAGCAGUAUCGAUAUUUUCAUCAAUUCCUUGGUAUCCGAGAUCUGGCUUCCUGUCAAUGUAUGCGAAGCAUUCGCGCAGCAAUUUAAUCUUACAUGGAUCGAGUCAGGCCAGCUUUACAUCGUAGGAGCGGACGCGCAUGCUGCUCUCGUGAAGCAGAACCCAUCUUUUACAUUCAAGAUUGGCCAAGCUGGCGGCGCCGGGGAGAGUGUGGAAAUCGUCCUGCCCUACGCAGCUUUUGAUCUUGUUCUCACAGCUCCGAUCGUUGGGAACGACACGCGGUAUUUCCCUCUGAAGCAGGCCCAAAACGCCACACAGUAUACGCUUGGAAGGACUUUUCUUCAAGAGGCAUAUGUGAUAGCGGAUUAUGAGAGGAAGAACUUUUCGGUCUCACAAGCUCUCUUCCCGCCCACUUCCUUAGCAGCAAGUCUAACCGCUAUUGUCCCUCCUGGCACUCCUGGCAGCGGAAACGAUACAAACUCCACCUCCACGGACACAUCAUCCAGCUCCAAGAAGAGUGGAUUAGGAGCCGGCGCCAUUGCCGGCAUCGCCAUCGGGGCAGUAGCAGCGUUGGCAUUAAUAGGACUAGCAGUUUUCCUCUGGAACAGGAAACGGAAGCAGCGCGCUGAGCUGGCCGAUACCAGUAUCGCACCACCCCCUCCAUUCGACGAAACACACCACAACGUUGUGGACAUGACACCCGACGCAGCAAAAACAGAGCUAGACGCGAGUAACAAACCGGACGUUCACGAGAUGACAGAGCAGCGCUAUGUUCCCCCGGAACUUGCUGCUUAUGAAGGGCAUUAUGGAAGGCACGAACUUGUACAGGAAGAUCGGAUACAUGAGAUUGAUGGUAAUGAGGUGCGCUCCCCGACUAGUGGGACUGAGCCGCCGAAAAGUAAGAGGUUUAGUUGGGAAGAUCAGACUUUGUAG